UGCAGUUCCAUUCCUAUUCUAAACCCACGCAAUCAAAUCCGGCUUUACCAGUUUCCCACUCCCAUUUUUCUCUUCAGCUUUGACUUACUUCUUCCAAGUUUCUUCAAUCCGUCUGUUCCAGUUGCAGUUCAAAUUGGGUUUGGCUCCUUUUCCCCUUAGGUUUAGAGAUGGGGGCAGAGCACCGCCAAGCUCCUAUUGAAAAUGAUAAUUCAGCAAGAACUUCAGCUCCACCGGGUUUUGCAUGCCUUUCAGCCUUCUUCUUGAAGAAGGCUGAUCACUGUGAUGAAAAAUUGAACUUGGAAGCCUCAAAGGAUUCGUCCACACAAGAUAAGGUGCAGGCCGCCAUUGAUGCCAAAAAGUUGAAGAAAUCUGUUCGGAAUAGACCAUGGAUACUUAAUGAAAAGAUUGAUCACAUUGCAAAUGAAUAUCCGUCUGUACAACCUUAUAAGGCAACAAGAAGGCAGUGUCCUGGAGAUGCUAAAGGAGAUGUCCUUGAGGAGGUGCCUGUUUUUCGACCAUCUGAAGAGGAAUUCACUGACAAGCUAAAGUACAUUGAGGACAUACGUCCUCUAGCUGAGCCGUAUGGACUUUGUCGUAUUAUUCCUCCUCCUUCAUGGCAACCACCAUGCCUAAUUAAGGAAAAGAGCAUUUGGGAAGAUUCUAAGUUUGUUACCCAGAUUCAACAGUUUGACAAGUUUCCAGAUCAUUCUGAAAAGGAUGAAGAACCUGGUCCAGAAUUCACUCUUAAAAGAUUUGAAAAACAUGCAGAUGAUUUCACACAGUACUAUUUCACAUCCAAACAUAUGGGUGUCAGUAAACACGUUAAUUACAAACAGGGAGAUCCAUCAGUGGAGAGCAUUGAGUGUGAAUAUAGAAAGAUUGUUGAAAAUCCCACUGGAAGGUUAGAGGUGCUAUAUGUUGAUUUGGAUAUGGCAACUUUUGGCAGUGGAUUUCCAACAGUAUCAAAGCCCGGAGAAUCAUGUAACCCUAGCUACAUUCAGUCAGACUGGAACUUAAAUAAUGUACCUACACUUCUUGGUUCUCUUCUUUCUUUUGAAAGUGACAAGAAUUCGGGUGUGUUAGCACCUCGGCUACGUGUAGGAAUGUGCUUUUCAUCACUUUCUUGGAGGGUUGAAGAACACCAUUUAAACUCAAUAUGUUACAUGCAUGUGGGUUCUCCAAAAAUUUGGUAUUCUGUCCCUGGGAGAUAUUCCUUCAAGUUUGAGACGCUUAUGAAGAAGUACACUCCAGAUUUUCUAAGCAAACAGUUUAAGCAGUGUGAAGGAGUGAUAACAAAACUUUCUCCCUUCUUUCUGAAGUCUGAGGGUGUACCUGUCUACCGUUGUAUUCAAUAUCCCAUGGAGUUUGUUCUGGUUUUCCCAGGAGCCUAUCAUUCAACAUUUGAUUGUGGGUUUAAUGUUGCUGAGAUGGUAAAUUUUGCUCCUCUUGAUUGGUUACCUCAUGGGCAGAAUGCUGUAGCACUCUAUCAAUCACAGGGAAGGAAGCCAUCAAUUUCCUUCGAUAAAUUGUUGAUUGAAGCAGCAAGAGAAGCGGUGAAAGCACAAUGGGAACUCUCUCUGUUAAAAAAGAAUACCAUUGACAAUUUAAGGUGGAAAGGUUAUUGCGGAAAGAAUGGGAUCUUAGCUGAAACACUGAAGUCACGUGUCAAGCAGGAAGGUAUGAGAAGGGAAUACCUCUGUGGCUCCUUUCAGACAAAGAGGAAGGAUAAAAACUUUAGUUCUACUGGAAAAAAGGAAUGUAGCAUAUGUUACUUUGAUUUGUUCCUCUCAGCAGUGCACUGUCCAUGUUCUGCCGUUAGAUAUUCAUGUUUAAAUCAUGCAAAGCGGCUUUGUUCUUGCACAUGGACAGAAAAGGUUUUCCUCUACCGGUAUGAAAUCAGUGAAUUAAAUAUUCUUGUUGAAGCAGUAGAAGGGAAAUUCAGUGCAGCGUAUACAUGGGCUAGAGAGGACCUUAAUUUGGGUCUUCUCAACUACACACCCAAGGAGAACUCAUUCACAGAAGAUAAAGGACAAAAAGAGCAGAAGCUACAAGAUGCAGGAACGUCACACGGCAAUGGUUGGACUGCUGCUGCUUCUAUAAAAGCAGAAAUAAAGGCCCGUAUACAGCGAUCACAACACCCGAAUGGACAGAAAUCAAAAGAGACAGCUGUAUCAACUCCGCCACUUCCUAGCAUCACUCAAGACGACACAUCUUUGUUACUUAGAGAGGUGAUGCCCGAAGCUUCCUCGUCAAGUAACAGCGUGUCGAGUUCCUCGGAAUCUGAUGACACAUUGGACCUUGACCUUAUUGGAGGAGAAGGAUGCCUCUUAUCUACGUUAAGUUCAAGGCCUUCUGCUAGUCAGUAUGCAAGAGAAAUCACAUUAUCUUCCCAAAGGAGAAGUGAAAGUGAAGUCACAUCAUCUAAACUGAGGAGGCCUCCUAAAAGAGAAGGCAGAUUAUCUGAGCUUUUAAAAGAUAAGCGUGGAACAGCGGAACAUCUAAAAUCGACUUCUGAAAAACUACCUAAGAGCCAUCCAGUUUCUAAAAGACGAAAAACCUCAACUUAAGACUCUACAACUAGCACAGGCCUCGAUGAUUUUCAACUAUGCAGCUGCAUUUGUUCAUAGUCGAAUUUUGGUUGAGAUAGUCAAUUACCUUUUGUUAUAUGCUGUUUGUGUUGCCUCUACUGAACUUUUACCUGGUAGUGAAAAAAAGAGAGACAGAAAACAUAUUGUUCGAGGGAUAGAGAAACUUUUACCUUCUGUAAUGUUUUUAGUAGGACAGAGACUAUGAGAGAAAAAGACGAGGUUAUUUGACUUCGGUUUUU
Molecule: messenger RNA, 2827 nt
Organism: Hibiscus syriacus
Lineage: Eukaryota; Viridiplantae; Streptophyta; Magnoliopsida; Malvales; Malvaceae
Product: putative lysine-specific demethylase JMJ16
Exons: 8
Coding region: 168-2567 (799 amino acids)
Biological process (GO): chromatin remodeling
Cellular component (GO): nucleus
Molecular function (GO): histone H3K4me/H3K4me2/H3K4me3 demethylase activity
Source: RefSeq, a predicted model, not a curated record